AUGAAUCUUGCUGUUAGCUCAACAACAUACGAUUGCUCCCUGGGUUCUGGCUCAGCUGUCUGCGCAACCAUUACCGCUACUCAGACCGAGUCCGUGAAGUCGCGAACCAUUCCUUCGUCGGAGAGUGAACGCUGGAUGACGCCUAUCACUUUUGUUGAUAUUCAGAAGAGAAAGACCACGAGUACCAAAUCAACAGCUUAUAAAGCAACAGAGACAGCGAGCAACAAGCUUUGCAAGAGGAAGAUACCCCAUGGAAGCUCGGACUCUGGAGACAGUGGAAGUAGUGGUGAUGACAGCAGUGGUUCUAGCAGCGGGUCCAAGAGCGGUUCUGGAUCUGCUGGCGAUGAUGAUGACGAUAGUGGCAGUUCGUCCGCGAGCCCUACGAAGAAGAAGAAUAAUGACGACGAUGGAUGUUCGGCAGGGUCUAUCACUUCUUGGAGCUGGGGGGUUAUGGCUGUUGGGCUGGGUGGCUUCCUUGGUAUCAAUCUGGUAUAA
Molecule: messenger RNA, 495 nt
Organism: Fusarium mangiferae
Lineage: Eukaryota; Fungi; Ascomycota; Sordariomycetes; Hypocreales; Nectriaceae
Exons: 1
Coding region: 1-495 (164 amino acids)
Source: RefSeq, a predicted model, not a curated record